AUGGCGGCAGACGUGGAUUCAAAAUAUUUUCUCAAUGGGAUCCCUUAUCUUGGGAAAGAUGCAGCGCGGCCUGCUGGGCAGCGCUUGGGGGAGAGAGUAGUGCUGAACCUCAUGGAGCCAUUCAUGGACAAAGGCAGGAAUGUCACCACUGACAAUUUUUUCACCUCAUUAUCCCGAGCCAAAUGCCUGCUGGCGAGAAACACCAGCCUCGUCGGCACCAUGAAUGCUGCGCGCAGAGAACUCCCACCUUCAGCGAAACAGCGCGCAGACCUGCACAGCACCAAGGUGCUCAAGCAUGAGCGGGCCACUCUCACUCUGUACCAGGCAAAGAGGAAGAAGACUGUCUCCAUCCUGAGUACUCUCCAUCAGAUGGUCCUUACAGGCACAGAGGGGAAGAGGAAGCCUGAGACCAUCACCUUUUAUAAUACCACAAAGGUUGGUGUAGACUCGCUGGACCAGAUGGCUCGCCUCUAUUCAACAAAAGGUGCGACAAGGAGGUGGCCCGUGGCAGUUUUCUGCAACAUCCUGGAUUUGGCUGCAAUAAACGCCUGGGUCCUAUACAGGCAGUGUACAGGGGCAAACAUUGCGAGGCGCGCCUUCAUCCUCGAGCUGGCCAAAGAGCUGCGCAGGGAGCACAUGCUAGCAAAAGCCGCCCCCCCUGCACCAGUGCAGAGACCGCUUCUCCCGCUUCCCUAUGUUCCCCACCCACAGGUGCCAGAGAGGAGACGGCAGUGCCAGAUCAAUGCCCACUGCAAGCAGAAUAAAACCACCGUGGUCUGCAGUGGGUGCAAGCGGCCUGUAUGUGGCAAAUGUGUGGUCCAAUUAGAACCUCGUUGCCUGAAGUGUGUGUAG
Knipowitschia caucasica is the source of this 852-nucleotide messenger RNA. The record is from the annotation of a GenBank genome assembly. Lineage: Eukaryota; Metazoa; Chordata; Actinopteri; Gobiiformes; Gobiidae.